UUAAACCGAGACCAUUGGAUUACAGUAAUUUGACGUUUUGAGCUGGAAUCAACUGCUCCGUCUACGAGUGAAAAUAAAAACGGCGGGCCAUAGACCAUAGACGGCUGUAGUCCGCAUAGUGCCAGUUUGUGAAGCGCUGCGUUGUGCUGCAUCAGGACAUGGUUAUCAGCUCUGGGGAAGUUAUCUACCAGAGUGGCAAUAGAACCCUACUCUAGGGCCCAGGCGGCGGUGGCAGCGGCCUUGCAGCUGUCGUUUGAUUGGUCGGCAGCUGGGGGCCCACGCCCAUGCACACGCCCAGCGGCACCAUGGGAAGCUCCCCCGAGGUGCUCUCCUGGGCCUCCUGCCCCAGCCUGCUGGUGGGCAAGCUCAAGGAGGAGCUGAAGAUGAGUGUGGUGGGGGACGCCAUGAAGAAGAACAACUCCAACAGCAACACCAACAGCAACAGCAACCCCGCCCCUCCCCCCUCCACGAUUGGUGGGAACAACAACUCGUCAUCCAAUCAGGGCUCUCCGCUGCUCCCCCAUAACACCACUAACACCAACACUGGGUCCAAUAACGCCAACCCACCACCAACAACAACACCAACACCUCAACAACAACAACAACAACAGCUGCCACCCCCCCAGAUCAUCACAGACCUGGCGCCCCCCACUCACCUCCCUGUUCCCCUGCAACACCUCAACCUGCCCAGCAGGGGUGGCGUCGGGGACGAGGACCCGAUGCUCGGGGGCAUCAGCCCCCCCAUCACGGCCCUGAGCGAGGACUCGACGCGCGAGCAGGACCACUUUGACAACAGCAUGCUGCAGCUCCAGGACCACGAGAGGGAGGCCGAGUCUCCGUGCUCCUGCGGCCAGGGAGGAGGCCUCAGCGGCGGGGAGGAGGGGAACGAGGACGGCCACGGAGGUGGCGGUGGUGGUGGUGGAAGUGGAGGUGGUGGAGAAGGGUGCUUGGAGGACCAUAACUGUGGGGAUGGAGGAGGGGAGGGAGGAGAGAUGCACCAUCGGCAUCAUCAUCACCAUCCCCACCCGGAUGACAUCAAGCUGCAUUUCCACCGGGCGGGCCAGGGCGGAGGCUUCCUGGAGGGGCUGUUCGGGUGCCUGAAGCCCGUCUGGAACAUCAUCGGGAAGACCUACUCCACAGAGUACAAGCUGCAGCAACAAGUAGACAUGUGGGAGGUGCCGUUUGAGGAGAUCUCGGAGCUGCAGUGGCUGGGGAGCGGGGCGCAGGGGGCCGUCUUCCUGGGCAAGUUCCGCUCUGAGGAGGUGGCCAUCAAGAAGGUCCGGGAGCAGAAGGAAACAGACAUCAAGCACCUGCGGAAACUCAAGCACCCCAAUAUUAUAGCGUUUAAGGGUGUGUGUACCCAGGCCCCGUGCUACUGCAUCAUCAUGGAGUACUGUGCCCAGGGACAGCUGUACGAGGUGCUGAGGGCUGGCAGGAAGGUGACUCCGCGGCUGCUGGUAGACUGGGCAUCAGGCAUCGCCAGUGGUAUGAACUACCUGCACCUCCACAAGAUCAUACACCGAGACCUCAAGUCCCCCAAUGUGUUGGUGACCCAUAAUGAUGCGGUUAAGAUCUCGGACUUCGGGACGUCCAAGGAGCUGAGCGAUAAGAGCACCAAGAUGUCCUUCGCUGGUACGGUGGCCUGGAUGGCCCCGGAGGUCAUCAGGAACGAACCCGUCUCGGAGAAGGUGGACAUCUGGUCUUUUGGGGUGGUGCUGUGGGAGCUGCUGACGGGAGAGAUCCCCUAUAAGGACGUGGACUCCUCGGCCAUCAUCUGGGGCGUGGGCAGCAACAGCCUCCACCUGCCCGUGCCCUCCACCUGCCCCGACGGCUUCAAGAUACUCAUGAAGCAGGCAUGGCAGGGCAAGCCAAGGAACAGGCCAUCGUUCCGGCAGAUCCUGCUGCACCUGGACAUCGCCUCGGCGGACAUUCUCGGAGCUCCUCAGGAGACCUACUUCAAGUCUCAGUCGGAGUGGCGGGAGGAGGUGAAGAAGCACUUUGAGAAGAUCAAGAGUGAGGGCACGUGCAUCCAUCGCCUCGACGAGGAGCUCAUCCGCCGCAGGAGGGACGAACUCAGGCAUGCCCUGGAUAUCCGGGAGCAUUAUGAGCGUAAGCUGGAGAGGGCCAAUAACCUCUACAUGGAGCUGAGUGCCAUCAUGCUGCAGCUGGAGGUCCGGGAGAAGGAACUCAUGAAGCGAGAGCAGGCGGUGGAGAAGAAGUACCCGGGCAGCUACAAGCGUCCCCUGGUGCGGCCCAUGGUGCGCUCCAACGCCGUGGAGAAGCUCAUCAAGAAGAAGGGCAGCGUCUCCCACAAGCCCAGCAGCCAGGCAUCCAAAAGGCCUGACCUGCUGCGUUCCGACGGCAUCCCCUCGAGCGCGGACCCCCUGCCCUCCCCGUCACCCCUCUCCGGCAGCCCCAAGGUGUCCACGCCGCCCGGCAAGGCCCGCUACCGCACCAAGACCCGGCAUCGGCGCGCCAACAGCAAGGGCAGUCACAACGACUUCCCCGGCGUGCUGAAGAGCAGCAGCAUAGGACUGGGCAGCAGUGUGGGCAGCAUGGGCAGCAUCGGGGGCAGCAGUAUUAGUGGAGGAGGAGGAGGAGGAGGAGCGGCCAGUAGCGAGGAGCAGCAGCCUCUCUACCACCACCACCACCACCUGCAGCACCCAUCUCUGCCUGCGGAGGGCGCCCUGCUGCCACUGCGGGGCCGCGAGACGGUGGUGGCCAACUGUGCCAACAGCUUGCGCUACUUCGGGCCAGCGGCGGCGCUGCGCAGCCCCCAGACGGACCACUUCCAGCAGCGCCGCGUCUCCGGCUCCAACCCCGACCUCAUCUCCACCGUCGUUGACGCCGACUCCCGACGCGCGGCCACCGCCAUCGGACCUGUCAGCAACGUACUCGGAAUCGGCGGAAUAGGACCGGACGGCAUGCCGACUAACGGCACAGACGAUGCCUCAGCAUCCCCAAUCCCCAGCAGUAUGGCUGGGGUGGCGGGCAUGGGCGUGGGCGUAGGGGUCGGUGUUGGCAUGACUGGUCUGGCAGUGUCUACCUCCUCCCUGAGCUCAGGGCCCGGACCCUUAUGCCCGUGCUGCCAGGCUCACCCGUACCCGGACUGCCCCCACUGCCAGGAAGAGACCGUGCCCAUGGUGCCCACCAGCCACCCCGAGCUGCCCCACUACUCACUGCUCAGCACCCGCGAGGCCAGUCCCCAGCCCGCCUCGCCCAGGCUCGUACAUCACCAGCAGCAGCCGGCGUCGGACUCUGAGGGCCCGAGGCAAGGACAUGGACAUGGACAAGUCCAGGGGCUGGGUAGGGGAAGGGGCCAGGGACGAGGCAGGAGCCGGGAAGGAGACAGGGAAAGGGAGAGGGAGCGAGCGGAGCAUGAGUCCCCACGGAGCAGCCUCCCACCUGGAGUCGUACGCAUGCUGAGACCCCUGAGGAAGGGCGGUGAUGACUCAUCUGAAGAGGAGGAAGGGGAGGUGGACAGCGAAGUGGAGUUUCCACGGAGACAGAGGCCCCACAGGUGCAUGAGCACCUUCAAGUCCUACUCCACCUUCAGCUCGGAGAACCUGUCGGUGUCGGACGGCGAGGAGGAGGGCAACACGAGCGAGCGCUCCAACAGCUGCCCCCUGGAGCGACUGGGGAGUAACGGAGGAGGAGGAGGAGGAGGAGUAGGAGGAGGAGGCCUGGACGGCAUGAUGAGCAGAGGCAACAGCCAGGAGGAGCAGCUGGAGCUGCUAGACGAGGAGAUGCUAUUGGCCAACACGCCCGAGAUCCCGCCCAUCGACAUCUCCACGCAGUCCGACGGCCUGUCGGACAAGGAGUGUGCCGUGCGCCGCGUCAAGACCCAGAUCUCCCUGGGGAAGCUGUGCACCGACGAACACAGCUACGAGAACCCACUGCACUUUGAGUCUGACUGUGACUCCUCAGACGCGGAUUGUUCUGACGCCACCAUCCGCAACCCCAAGCCCUCCGCACCUUCUUCCUGGUGAGGGUGGAACCAACCUCGCCGCCUCCACCAAUGGCACCAAGGGAAACCAUGGCAAUAACCAAGAUGAUUGGCUGAUUGCAGCCAACACACUCUCAACCCCCACCCCCUCCAACCCAAUCCCAUUCCUUCGCUGAUAGUCCUAUGCUCCGUCCCCUUAUAUGCCAGCCCUUUAUUCCUCUCCUCCCAAAUCUUUCCGCCCAGUUACCUUGGCGACCUAAAGCAGGGAUUCCUUUCAAAUGACACUGUAGCAAAACUUAUAUAGCACUCAAAAUCUAUUUUUGUUUGAGGUCUCGAGGAAGUUAAAAAGCAAAAUCAGGAACUCUGUACAGAUGAAAAUGAAACAGAACAAAGAAAAAAAAAACAACAGCAACCCUGAACAAACAAAGAACUUUGCAAUGCAGACAAGGAUGAUGGCAAUUUGCUAGAAUGGACUGACUUGGGACAUGUACGUGCUUGUGUAAUAUGAGAGCCGAGAAUACAGGGCAUUUGUGUAGAAUACGAAGGCAGGUGUGUGUUUGUGUGUGCGUGUGUCCUGGGGCACUCAGGCACAGCAGUAAAGCUAAAGACCAUUCCAUGAUCACGAGGACCAGCCAAUGUCCGUCCAUCCACUCAUCUAUCUAUUCAUCCAUCCAGCCAUCUAGUCAUCCAUCCUCUCAGAAGGCAGUCGAGAAGCAACCAACUCCCCUCGACCUAUACCUGCGCACCUUGACAUCAUUUAGCCAGAAUACUCUCUCCCUUUGUCUGUCUGUUGCUCUCUCUCUCUGUCUCACUCUUUCUCCCUCUCUGGUUGAGUAGAGCCAUCUGGAUCUUUGGCCCUUCUUCUUUGUCCCCAUGUGUCCUAAUCUAUUCUGCAUCUCUCUGCGCCUGUCCUGCAUCUCUUCUGGCCUUAUCUUCUGGAAGGAGUGAGUGAGGAGCUCAUUCCACCUUUUAUGACACCAGCAUGACAUGACCUGGCCAUCUCCCCUCGACCCCAAUCUGUUCAGAUGGAGACCCCUAUCAAAUAUAUACACACACACACACACACACACACACACACACACACACACACACACACACACACACACACACACACACACACACACACACACACACACACACACACACGCACACACAAACCUGUGGAGUCCUCUUCUGCGUGGUUCAAUAAGGCAACAACCAGGUCAUCACAUCAGGGUGGUCGUCUAGGAAGAUCAAAAUGAUUGCACAUGACACUGGACAUUGGACAGUGGACCAAGAAGACAAAGAGGGAUUGUCAUUUCAGGAAGUCUGUUUUCAGGGGCAUCAUUGCGCAUUGGACAUUACAAGGGAUGGACAGAGAAAUAUAAUAAUAAUAAUAACCAUUAUAUUAACAACAACAAACAUCCACUUGAAUAUGCCCUACUCAUCUCCUUCCCUGUUGUUUUUUUUCAUCUCAGAAGUUUUUGGAUCAAUAGAGAGGACUGAAAGACUAACCGAACGAGCACCAAUGACGAGGAAAAACAAACGCUAUUAUGACUCUUUUUUUUUUGUCUGUCUGGGCAUGAGUUCCAUGUCUCAGGCUGGCCUCUAGGGUUUCACUCAUUUAUGUUGAACUUUUGUUUUGAUUUUCCCCUCCUCUCUCUCAUCAUGUUUUCCUGCUGAUUGUCAUCCACUCAUACACAAUGAGAAGACAUUUUGGGCAGUGGUGGGUUAUGGGUAAUUUGCAGCAUCCCUUGAAGGAGUUCGCUCAGGCAUACAAGGUCUGUCUUUUUUUGUUGUCGACGACGACGAUGAUGAUGAUGAUGUUGCUGUCAUUGGUGUAAUUAUUGUUGUUGUUUAAAUGCACUCGUUUGUUUGUUUGUUUGUCCGCGUCGUUGGUGCUGAAUGAGCGUAAAUUAAAAUGGAUGAAUGUUUACAGAAAGGCUGAGGAGUAAACUGUUAGAGAAGCACAGGCUAUGGCUCCAGGGAACCUUUGCGGAAGAAGGUUGCUCGGACCAGGAACAAAACCAGCAAUAAAGGUUGAUUUCCGCUCAGGCUGAAAAUAGGCUCCAGGUCAUUCUAAUUCCUACCCUCCUUUCCUUUGGCGUCUUGCCUCAGUGUCGCUAUGGAGAAAACAAAGUUUCUCUGCUGUCAAGCAGAGCAGAUUGGGUUUCCUCUCAAAUUAGAAAAUGAGUUUUGAAUAUUUGAUAUUGAAUAAAACCUUUGAUCCUUGAUGGCGUGGAGCCUCGCGUAGGCUAUAGGCAAGGACGAGAGGAGCUAGAAUGACAGCCCAGGUUAGAACAGCUCAGGAGAGUCCAGCCGGACUGGACAGACAAAGAUGCUCAGAGAAGUCCGGAAGUGGCACAUACAGUAGUGAGGAAGCAGCUUUCGAAGAUCCUUUCUAUUUUUUUAAACAUAGAAAAUUCCAGAAUCCAAUGCUCAGGUAUUGAUUUGACCAGUGUUUUGGUGUUAUAGCAAUGGGCGACCACUUGGGGGAGGCAGACUUCCUUGAUAUAUAUUUUUUUUGUCUCUAUCCCAUAAUUCAAGCUGUGAAGGAGAGAUGGCAUUUAAUUAUUAUUUUUUUGCAUUGAGCCGAAAUGGGCUGGAGCUUACUUGCUACUUUGAGAUCUUAACUGUGUCAUAUUUCACGUCUGUCAGAAUAUUGUGUACGUUUAUAAUCGUUUUCUUAUCCGAGUAAAGGGAUGCUGCAUCUGGCCCGUAGGCUACACCCCCACUCGUA
This is a messenger RNA of Engraulis encrasicolus (European anchovy), 6665 nucleotides long. RefSeq names its product mitogen-activated protein kinase kinase kinase 13-B (gene map3k13). Gene Ontology annotation, cellular component: cytoplasm. The record is from RefSeq and is a predicted model, not a curated record. Gene Ontology annotation, molecular function: protein kinase activity; ATP binding. Gene Ontology annotation, biological process: signal transduction; protein phosphorylation. NCBI's taxonomy places the organism in Eukaryota, Metazoa, Chordata, Actinopteri, Clupeiformes, Engraulidae. The coding region runs from base 285 to 3989 and encodes 1234 amino acids. The transcript is spliced from 18 exons.